Ochlerotatus camptorhynchus is the source of this 1776-nucleotide messenger RNA. RefSeq names its product gametogenetin-binding protein 2-like. The record is from RefSeq and is a predicted model, not a curated record. Lineage: Eukaryota; Metazoa; Arthropoda; Insecta; Diptera; Culicidae. Gene Ontology annotation, cellular component: nucleus; cytoplasm.
AUGUAUGUCUUCCUACAUACGGCUUUGAGGCCACCCAAGCCAAAAUGUGCCUUGCGUUGGGUGCCGAAGAAGCGUGAGAGACUUUUCUAUCAAUUGAUGCUUUCUGGUCAUCCUACUCUUGAUCCGAUCAUUAUAACUGGCAAAGGUGUUCUAACCAUUGGUGAGGAUAAAUUGAAAUCACCGCAAGCCGUAUGUACUCUUCUUCACAAACACAAGAUGGUGCUGGAUGAGUUGCUAGAUAAUCAGUUCCGAAAUAGGAAAAGUUCACGCUGCAAUCUACAUUCGUUGGACUCAUUUCGGUCGCGCCCAUUUUCUGAAACAUGGAGAGAUGUAUGGAACUGUAUGAAACAACAAUGCAAGGAUGAGUUAGCUGUGAUUGAGGCUUCAGAACUUCAUACCACUCUUGAUGGUUAUCUGAAAAAGCAUAAGUUUUGUCAAGAGUGUCGGACAAAGGUGGAAAAGGCAUAUUCUUUAUUGGUGGAUGAAAGCAAUCCUGCUAAGGAAAAAGGAUAUGUUCCUCAUUUAUACUCUGGAAUCAAGCGUUGUCUGUCCGAUAAGCAUAUCCAUCUGCAGACAAAAUUGGAAUAUAUUGACAGCCUGAUCAAACGUGCGGAACCGGAACUCAGUGGAAGAAAUUCUAGGCAUCGAGAGCGACAUGCAAAAACCCUAGAAAUUGCACAAGAAGAGGUUUUAACAUGCAUUGGUAUGUGUCUUUAUGAAAGGCUGCGUCGUAUAAGUGUUUGCCUGCGUGAAGAAGAAAAUGCUUGCCAAGUCCUAGCAGCUGUAGCAGUGCAUGCAUUGUGUCGAAGUUUCGAUAUGGCAGUUGAGAAUAAGCAAGGGAUUAGCAAUUUAGAGCUUUUGUAUGAAGAAAUAAGUCGCGAAGAACGUUCCAAAGAACUAAAAAAGGAGCAAAAGAAAUUAAAGAAGCGAAAGAAGCGUAAUGAGAAAAAACUCACGGACAGCACGGCAGAAUGUGAUGCUGUCAAUGUUUCCGAAAAUUGCUCAUGUUUACCAGAUGACAUAGAGGAAGACGAUAGAGAUGAUCGUAUUAUACUUUGCGACGGGACUAUCAUUGAUGCAUCCCCAAAACCGUUCAUUACAUUGAACAAAAGCGAGACUAGUGUUACGAAAUCAAAUGUCAUCACAAAUGGAUGUAUCUCAUGCCAAGAUUCCGCAACCACGAAUUUCUCCCCCAGUAAUGUGUGUACCCGAGCUUCUAUCGAUGGGGGCUACUCAUCUGAGCCUCUUCAUACAGAAUCUUCACACAUGUCCUCAAACAUCGAUUCCACAACGUCUAGUUUGGUUAGUACUCCGGAAGGAUCAGAGGUGGCAUGUUCAGAGGGUUUUUGUAAUCAUGGGGGAUUGACGCAUUCAAAAAUUAAUUCUUCACUAAUGCAAUGCAAUAACGGUAUCGGAACUUUACAAUCAACAAGCUUCAAACAAAAUUAUUUUCCGGGACUUCCAAUGACAUUACAGGAAAUGCUGGAUAAAUCAUCGACUGAAGAUGACGAUGCUGAAAACGAUUUCAUCCCUAAUGAAUGUAUAUUGGAAUUCAAAUCCCGCAGCAAUGCUAUAAAACAACAAAGGGAGGCUCUUCGCCAACAACUUUUGAACAAUUUUAAACGGUUAUGCGUCAACCAUUGCAAACAGGAGCAAUCAGAUAAAAAUCCUAACUAACUAAGACAUUUUUUACUAAUAAUUUGAUUACAAUGUCUGAUAAUUAAACCGUUAUUUUCAAUAAAAUGAUGUAGAGGCAGAACGCUUCGUAUAGAGUAA